Magallana angulata is the source of this 2777-nucleotide messenger RNA. RefSeq lists its product as uncharacterized. Bases 185 to 1213 code for a protein of 342 amino acids. The record is from RefSeq and is a predicted model, not a curated record. The transcript is spliced from 11 exons. NCBI's taxonomy places the organism in Eukaryota, Metazoa, Mollusca, Bivalvia, Ostreida, Ostreidae. Gene Ontology annotation, molecular function: FMN binding; riboflavin reductase (NADPH) activity.
UUCCCAAGUCCUUCCAAUUGUGCAAUAAUAUUUUAUAAUCAAUUGUUUUCAGUAAUCAUCAUCCAAUCAUCAUUUUCAUCAAUCAACAGUUACACCUUGACGCACCAGAUGUUAAGUGUGACAAAAAGAUCAUCAAACAGGGACUGUCAUUGUCGGUAAAAGCCACACAAAAAUUGGGAGUACAAUGAAACAUGUGCGACUGCUGUCUGUUAUAGGAAAGACGUUUGGGAUAAGCGAGCAAGGCCUUGUUAAUGGCUGGGUCAAGCGAUGCUGCAGAUGUUUAUCUUCAGGAUCAUCUAAAUCCAACUUCCAAAAAGAUAGCCACACAACAGAAAACUACAAGAAGAUAAUGAGAAAAGUUCCUCAAUCUGUGGUGGUGGUGACAGCAGGGGAAUUUGACAUACUGAAAGACCGCUGGAUAAAAAGAGGAAUGACGUGUACUUCUUUUACAAAUGUUUCCUACCAACCUCCAAUUGUGUCCAUCUGUAUAAAUAACCCAAGCCAUAUGCAUGAAUUGUUGUUGAGAACUCAGCAAUUUGCCAUCCAUGUGUUAAAGCAAAACCAGGUGGGAUAUGGUUUAGAUUUUUCAAAACACAUAGAGACAGAGGAAUGCCAAUUCAAAAAUAUUCCACAUGCAUUGACAAAUGAGGGUAUUCCCAUAAUUUACGACUGUGCGGCUGUUAUGGAGUGCCGCGCCCACUCCGUACACACCGUGGGAGACCACCAUGUCUGGUAUGGCAGCGUGUUCAAUGCUGAAAUCAGCGAGUCCGAAGACAAUCCUCUCCUGUACUACAUCAGAUCGUUUAGGUCUGUUGGAGAUGAAAUAUUUAUACAGGCCUUCGAGGAUGCCACUCUACCUUUUGAGGACUGGACUCACGAGGCACAUCUGAGGAUGGCCUGGAACUACAUCACUGAGUACGGCAAAGAAGGAGCCAUUCCUCACAUACGACUUGGUAUACAGAAUUUUAAUGAACAAAACAAAGACAAGGUCAAGUUUGGAUUCCACGAAACCAUCACAAUGUUCUACAUAGCAGAGGUCGCCCACGCCAUAAAGAAAUCCCCAGGGGUCUCCUCCUUUGAAGAGUUUUUGGAGAGGAACCGCUACCUUCUAGACAAAACAGUCAUAGCUCAGUACUACUCCCACAAUCACCUGUACUCAGACACUGCCAGACAUCAAUUUGUGCAACCAGAUUUGAAGCAACUUCCAAGUUAAUGACUAGAAUUUUAGAUAUCAAAAGCUUUCAUUUUUAUACCCCCCACAAACGAAGUUUGGGGGGAUAUAUAGGAAUCACCUUGUCCGUCUGUCCGUCUGUCAGUGCAAUUGUGUCCAGUCCAUAUCUUUCUUAUGGAGAAACAUUGGAAGUUCUUACUUCACACAAAGAUUGCUUAUGACCUAAGGGUGUGUCAUGACCUUGACCCAAGGUCAUUAGGGCAAGGUCAAGGUCACUGGCAGAAAAAAUACAAAAUUUGUGUCCGGUCCAUAUCUUUCUUAUGGAGAAUUAUUGGAAGUUCUUACUUAACACAAAGAUUGCUUAUGACCUAAGGGUGUGUCAUGACCUUGACCAAAGGUCAUUUGGGCAAGAUGAAAUUCACUGGCAGAAAAAAUACAAAAUUUGUGUCCCAUCCAUAUCUUUCUUAUUGAGAAUUAUUGGAAGUUCUUACGUCACACAAAUAUUGCUUCGGACCAAAGGGUGUGUCAUGACCUUGACCCAAGGUCAUUUGGGCAAGGUCAAGGUCACUGGCAUAAAAAGUGCAAAAUUCAUGUAGGUCAUUAUCUUUCUUAUGGAGAAGCAGUGAAUGUUCUUAUUUCACACAAAUAUUGCUUAUGACCAACAGUUUUAAAAAAAUAGAGCAGUUGUUAUUUAUAGAAAAUGGCCGGUGAAAUAGAUUCAUCCAAUAUUUUCUAUAAUUGGAAAAAUACACACAUUAUGAUUAUUAUCUUAGCGGGGGGUAUCAAUUGUGAGCUUGCACACAGUACCUCUAGUUAUUCCAUAUGCUACAAUCUUGCUUUUUUUACAAUUUAUUUCAUGUUUGGGUAGAUACAUGCUCUCAGGAAUUCAGAUUCACCAAUAAAUUUAUACAUUAAAAGGUCAUAUGAAACAAUUUUUUUGCAUGAUUUUCUUAUAACUUAUUUGGAUUUGGCUAGUAAUGAGAAAUUGGGAAAUAUGUAUUUGUAAAUGUUAUGGUGGUUUAAUAAAAACAUGCACCCAGAAUAAAUGAUGUGGAAAAAAUAGUAACAACUAAAACGCUUUAAAAAAAAAAAAAGAGUGUCAGAUGUCUAGGCCACACCAAUAUAAUUUCUUGUUCAUCGGACAUUCAGUGAAAAAAGAUAGGAGCGGGCGAGCAAUUAAAAAAUAAAAUUAUUUUUUGUAGCCAAAAUUAUCAGGCGGUACAGAAAUAAAUUUGAGCAGACAGUUAUAUUUCUUCUAUUUGUUUCUGAUUUAAAAAUUAAAAACUAUUUUAAAUGUGAAAAAUAUAGUGGAAAUAGUACAGAAAACAGGGCAAGAUUUCCUGGAUGCGGAUAAUUAGUUAUGAUAUUAUUUGAAUAGUUAUAGUGAAAUUGGACCACGAGGGGUCCGAUGAACGAGAAAUUAUAUUGGCAUGGCCUUAUGUGUGUGUGAUGUGGAAGGGGCGGGGGGGGGUGAUGUGUGCUAUACCUGUAUAUGUCUUUUUGGACAAAAAAAUGGUAUGUUUUAUAUACCAGUAUUUUGGUUUGUUUUGUGUUUUAUUUUACUCCAUUGAAAGCUUGUCCUAACUUGCAAUAAAUCAUCUUUUUU